GAGAUGAACUCUUCACCAGCGUCAAAAACUGGUAUGACGAAUACAACGUAGAAGACGGAUCUGCCAACGUCACUUUUGGCAGCAUUGAAAAAAAUAUAAACGUAUUUGCUGACGAAUAUAAAAAAUUCACCACUAGUAAUCAUAAAGGCGCCAAUAAUAAAAAGGAAUUUAAAAAAACACGUAACUCCUACAGUGAAGAAGAAGAGGAGGACUACGAUAAGCAUGACAAGGUGGAUAAGCAGAAGUAUCGCAGGAAGGACGCUGACGAUCAGGAUGAUUACGAUCAGGAUGAAGACGACGACUAUUAUCAGAGGAGGAGAUACAACCCCUCUCGACGAGGCGCCAAUGAAAGAAGAAAGAACUCUGCCUACUACCACGACGAGGAAA
Plasmodium cynomolgi strain B is the source of this 387-nucleotide messenger RNA. RefSeq names its product VIR-like CYIR protein. The annotation marks the transcript as partial. The transcript has a single exon. The record is from RefSeq and is a predicted model, not a curated record. Lineage: Eukaryota; Apicomplexa; Aconoidasida; Haemosporida; Plasmodiidae.